AUGAGCUGCUUCGGGUGUUGUGAGGAAGAUGAUAUGCAAAAAGCUGCUGAUUAUGGAAACCAUAAUAACACAGCCAAAAACUUUGGAGGAAACGAUGGGAGGCACAAAGCCACUGAAACAGCACAAAAGGGAGCUCAAGUUGUGAAAGUGCAGCCUAUUGAAGUACCUAUCAUCCCUGUUACUGAGCUCAAGGAAGCGACCGAUGACUUCGGAACGAGUUCUCUCAUCGGCGAAGGCUCUUACGGUAGAGUAUAUUACGGAGUGCUAAACAACGAUCAGCCUGCAGCGAUUAAGAAGCUGGAUUCUAACAAACAGCCUGACAAUGAGUUUCUUGCUCAGGUUUCAAUGGUGUCUAGGCUGAAGAAUGAUAACUUUGUUGAGUUGAUUGGUUACUGCGUUGAUGGGAAUUCACGGAUACUUGCUUAUGAGUUUGCUAAAAACGGAUCUCUUCAUGACAUUCUUCAUGGGAGGAAAGGUGUGAAGGGAGCACAGCUAGGUCCUGUCUUGUCAUGGUAUCAACGAGUGAAGAUCGCGGUUGGAGCUGCAAGAGGGCUAGAGUAUCUGCAUGAGAAAGCAAAUCCACACAUCAUUCACCGUGACAUCAAAUCAAGCAAUGUCCUGCUCUUUGAUGAUGAUGUUGCUAAGAUUGCUGACUUUGAUCUCUCUAACCAAGCUCCUGACAUGGCAGCUCGCCUUCAUUCCACUCGUGUUCUUGGAACUUUCGGUUACCAUGCCCCUGAAUAUGCGAUGACAGGGCAGUUAAACGCUAAGAGUGAUGUGUACAGCUUCGGGGUUGUGUUACUCGAACUUCUUACAGGUCGAAAACCUGUUGAUCAUAGAUUACCAAGAGGCCAACAGAGUUUAGUCACAUGGGCUACACCUAAACUGAGCGAAGAUAAGGUUAAACAAUGUGUUGAUGCAAGACUUGGUGGCGAUUACCCUCCAAAAGCUGUUGCUAAGUUAGCGGCGGUUGCUGCGUUGUGUGUGCAGUACGAAGCAGAUUUUAGGCCGAAUAUGAGUAUUGUUGUCAAAGCUCUCCAACCUUUGUUGAACGCUCGAGCCGCUGCUCCAGGCGACGGAUUACAUUAG
This is a messenger RNA of Microthlaspi erraticum, 1089 nucleotides long. NCBI's taxonomy places the organism in Eukaryota, Viridiplantae, Streptophyta, Magnoliopsida, Brassicales, Brassicaceae. The record is from the annotation of a GenBank genome assembly.